UGGGAAAAAAACAGUAAGGCAGCAGCGUUGGGCGAGUGUUAAGGCCAAAUGAAUGCGGUACGGUAGCGGUGAAGUUGUUUCUAUUAAAAUUAAAGUACAAAAAAAUUUAAUUAUCAAAAUUAAGUCGAGUUCAUUUACAUUUCAUGGGCUGUGAUCUUAGCAAAUUGGCGAGUUCAGCUACGUCCAAUGAUGACCGUGGCAACAACAGUAAACACAAGGAUAGGCUGGAAGAGCCACCUAGUCCCGGGCCACCCGACCCUCGGCUACCCCUGACGGCAAAACAAAAAUAUAGUAUGAUAGCGUCGUGGAAAGGUAUAUCCAGAGCAAUGGAGCCAACUGGAGUAUAUAUGUUCAUUAAACUAUUUGAAGAACAUCAAGAACUUUUACAAUUAUUUACUAAAUUUGGAGAACUUAAAACCAAGGAUGCGCAAGCUAAUAGUAUGGAGUUAGCUGAACAUGCAAACAAAGUGAUGACUACUCUAGACGAAGGCAUUAAAGAGCUCGAUAACUUGGAUAACUUUUUCCAAUAUCUGACUCAAGUGGGCGCUACCCAUAAGACUAUACCCGGUUUUAAUCCAGAUUUUUUUUGGAAAAUCGAAGCACCUUUCUUAGAAGCAGUAAAAACAACACUGGGUGAUCGAUUUACAGAAAAUAUUGAAACAAUUUACAAAAUCACAAUCAAACUUAUAAUAGAAACGUUAAUUAAAGGUUACACCGAAAGUAGAAUUUGAAACGUCUUCGUUAACACGGUGUAAAUCAUAUCAUAAUAGUUUGAUUAUAUUCCAGUAAACAAAUACAUUUUACCAUUGAUUUUCGUGAUAAGUUUAAAAUCACGAAAUAAUAAAUUGAGCUCAAAAAGAUGAUAAUUGCGAGCAAAAUGUAUAACGAUUCCAUAAUGUCAAUUUGAAAUCUAAUAUAUAAUAAUUAGGUGUUUAUAUGAUAGAUUUAUAUAAUUAAAAUAUAAUGUUUAUAUUUGUAUGAAAUAAAUAAUGACACCUAAUUUAAUAUUAAAAAAAUUAAUAAUAUGUUAUAAAUGUAAUUAUAAUUGUUAUUUAUUGUUAA
Messenger RNA from Daktulosphaira vitifoliae (grape phylloxera), 1062 nucleotides. RefSeq names its product neuroglobin-like. The record is from RefSeq and is a predicted model, not a curated record. NCBI's taxonomy places the organism in Eukaryota, Metazoa, Arthropoda, Insecta, Hemiptera, Phylloxeridae. Gene Ontology annotation, molecular function: heme binding; oxygen binding. Bases 144 to 731 code for a protein of 195 amino acids. The transcript is spliced from 3 exons.